Exophiala bonariae is the source of this 4152-nucleotide messenger RNA. RefSeq lists its product as uncharacterized. The transcript has a single exon. The record is from RefSeq and is a predicted model, not a curated record. Lineage: Eukaryota; Fungi; Ascomycota; Eurotiomycetes; Chaetothyriales; Herpotrichiellaceae. Bases 1 to 4152 code for a protein of 1383 amino acids.
AUGUCCCAACCCGCACACCGGCCGCCUAAUCGGAGUGUGAACAGCCUACAAAAUGGUUCCAGAUUAUCCAGAGACUUGUCCAGGGACCUUUCCAGAAGCCGUUCCAAACCUCGUCCCAAAUCCUUCACCCCCAACGAGGCCUACAUUUAUGCUUUAAAGGCCGCUUACCUCUCUUAUCUGCUGCAGCCCAAAGCCACCAGGAAGCGCCAUGUCGAGACAAAGCCCCCGGUCAAUCGCUCAACUACUUCCAGCUCUUUUCAUGAUCUUAUGAGUGACUUCACUGUGGUUCGGGAUGCCAAAUCCGCAAGAUUUCCCCACGAUUUUGUCAAAGAGUUGGAAAAGAGGCUACAGGGCAUUCUCAUAGGCCGGGAAAAGAGACCCGAAUAUCAAGAUGCCUUGGUCAAGCGCAUCUUUGCCAUCUUUCUCAAUGCACUGUCCGACCCCCAAUUCAAAAAGCGCAUGGAGGCCGACCGGAGAGCAGAAGAUCUCGUCCUUAUCUUCUUUUCCAACGCCACCAAAGAACUCCAGAAAGGGAAACCGCCCGGUGAUGACGGCGUCAAGCGCAUGGUUGACCGUCAUGUCGCUCUCUUCGUUCGGUUAUUGUCCCUGAUCCUGAAGGACCGCGACUGGGCCAAGGACAAGCCAGAACUAGCAAGUCGUCUUGCUACUCUAGAGUCCAAGCUCCUAAAGGGUGAUGAGAAUCUUGCCAGUUCACAGACAAAUGGAGAGUUCAAGAUGGUCGAGGAGGUCGUCCCUCUGUCCUAUGAAGUAAAAGACAUGCCUCUAGUACAGGUGGUGGGGAAACUUUUCGGUCUCACAAACACCAUGCUGCAAUCCGACAUUACCAAGAACAAGCCUGUAUGGACCGAGAAAGCGGCCCUACAAGACCUGAAAACCUACCAGCAGCAUCUCACGUUGGGUACGAAGAUGACUUUGAAUGCUGAAGAUUUUGACACGCAUGAAGCAUAUGAAACCUGGAAGAGAAAUGAAAGUCCAGACCUGUCGCAGAUGAUGAUGGCCAUAAUGCAGUCCAAUCCCCAGCUGGCCAAGAGUACUCCUGGUGGAAGCUUACCAACCUUGAAUCCCCAUUCCUCAUCCUCCCAACCAAAUGACGCUCAUUAUGCAGAAGUCUCUCGAGUACUUUCUCAACCCACCGACUCCUCCUCAUACCUAUUGGACUUGCCUGUCGACCUGGGCUCUCUCGAUCUGAGCUCUUCCGAGUCCGCUUCCUCCCACCAAAAUGGCGAUGGGUCACACGUCUACACUUUCAUUCCUUCGGACCCAAGAGCCAUGUUCCGCUUUAUUCUACUCCAGGCGCUGAACCACGACCUUAAUGACCAGACAAACGAUGCCGGCAAUGGCCCGGAGAAUGGCCAACUACUUUCCAAAAAGACCACUGAGCUAUUGAAUGAAAUUGCAAUGAGGUGGCGUAUCCCAAAGUUUACUCGCAUUGUGCUAUUCUUGGACGUUGUUCGUGAAAAGUUUGCCGAGCAAGCCAUCAGCCUGGAAAUGUUGGAUGCUGCAUUCAACUAUGUCAAGGAACCACCUACAGAAGAAGCAAAGAACAAGAGAACUUCUUUAAUCAUGACUUCGGCGCUCUACGACCGAUACAACUGGACGAUCUCGGAUUUUGCCCUCAUGGGAAAGCUCCUCACCACGCUAUAUAACGCUCUACUUCAGCAAUUAUAUGAUGUGAUUUUGACCGCAUAUGCUGACAAAGCUCAGCUGCCAAAGCUUGGUGCCAUCAUGGCCAUUGUUGACGAGCAUGUCAAAAGUGAUCCCAGUUUCGCACAAGGCUCGGAAGAUUUCGAGGACUUCAAGAAUGCCGCUAUUGAUGGAUUAAUUGCUGAAGCUAAAAAGAUGUAUAACACGAUCCUUGCUCGUGAGCUUCCCCAAGAGGAUGACAAGUGGGAAUUCUAUCAUAUUCAACAGCUUGCAAAGGCUCUUUUGAAGCUGGCGGAGAAAAUCCAGAAAAGGUUCAGGAAAAACCCGGAGAUUCUUGGCAUCAACCCAUUGAUGAUCCUCCUGGAAACUACCCUUCCGGCCUUUGGAGAGGAUUCCAAAGCAAUGAUUGAGCAGAUCCUCAUCCUGGCCGAAAAGACUCAGUUUGAAAUUCCAAUCCAGGACGGGUUCGAUCUAUACAAAGACUUGAGUGAGUUUCGUCGUGUUCAUAGCGAUGCUUUGCCGAACACCCCAUUUCCUUACAAAAUCGAAGACUUGCUGGCCGAUUUUGUCUGGAAAUGGAUUCGGUCAACUGAAGGUCAAGUCCUUGGUUGGGUCGAAAACGCUGUCAAGCAUGAUACCUUUGCGGUCAGGACUCAAAAUCCAGAGCAAGUGCCUACAGAAGAUGAACGUCAUUCAACUUCUGUGAUAGACAUCUACCAGUCAUUCAAUCAGGUUGUCGAUCAAGUUGCUCAACUAAAUUGGGAUGACGAUCUCAGCUACGCGAAGUUCAUGACUGCCUUAGCCAAGGCUGUUGGCGGGGGUAUUGCCCGGUAUUGUGAACUACUCGAUCAAAUGUUUAGCAAAGAAAUGGACAGGUUGACUCCUGAACAAGAAGCGGCCGCCAAUAUGACUAGGCAAGAGAAGUGGAUGCAGUUGGCUAAAGAUACCUGGAACAACAAAGAAAGGGUCGAGCCAUUUCAAUUUUAUCCUCAAUCAUUUGUCAAGCUCAAUAACAUUUCUUUUGCCAUUCACCAAUGGGACAAACUAGAAGCAGAGGUCAAUGUGGACGCUUGCGCCGAAGUGGUCAAGAGACAUCAACCACCAAUGGCUCAACGGCCUCGAAAAACGACAAAUUACGUCUUCAGCAUUAAGAUUGUUGAAGCUGAGGACUUGAAAGCUUGCGACGUCAGCGGCUUUAGUGAUCCGUAUGUCGUCCUCACCGAUGAAUAUCAAAAGCGUUUGUCCAAGAGUAGGAUUGUCUAUCGCAAUCUCAACCCUCGAUGGGAUGAGUCCGUUGACAUUACCACACAAGGGCCUCUCAACCUGAUAGCAACAAUCUGGGAUUGGGAUGCUGUUGGAGAUCAUGAUUAUGUCGGACGAACAUCUCUCAAGUUGGAUCCGGCACAUUUCAGCGACUUUUUACCUCGUGAAUACUGGCUAGACUUGGACACUCAAGGUCGUCUUCUGGUGCGUGUGAGUAUGGAAGGCGAGCGGGAUGACAUUCAAUUCUACUUUGGAAAAGCCUUCCGGUCUCUACAACGCACUCAACGAGACAUGACUAGGCGUAUCACAGAUAAACUAUCUGCAUAUAUCAAUCAUUGCUUGUCACGACGAGCACUUCGACUACUGUUGAAUCGUGGGAUAUCAAUAUCCAGUGUCUCUUCGUACUUUGCUAGGAAUCGGACAUCUAUGGCCCCAGCUACUGCAGUCACAACUGACGCAGACAUCAUCAACGCCCUGAAACCACUAUUUGACUAUUUCGAUGACAACUUCGCAAUCAUGCAACAGACUCUUACUCCUGAUGCCAUGAUUGCGGUGAUGACCCGUCUGUGGAAAGAGGUGUUGGCAACAGUGGAAGGACUUCUCGUUCCCCCAUUGUCCGAUAAACCAUCACAGCAAAAGCCGUUGACUCAACAAGAACUUGACGUUGUGUACAAAUGGCUGCAAAGUUUAUUCGAGUUCUUCAACGCCGUGGAUGAGGAGACUGGAGAAGCCAAUGGUGUGCCUGUCAAUGUUUUGAAAAAUCCAAAGUAUCAUGAGUUACAAAUGCUCAACUUCUUUUACGACCAACCCACCGAUUCCCUUAUUCGAGAAUCAGAAAGAAUGGCGUCGACAACAGCAGCGAAUCAACAAAUGCAUCGGUCCAGAGCAUCAGCUCCACCCAGUCUCGGUCAAGUUGGUGGUGGUGGACUCCUACAACCUGGCAACAUGGCAGGUGCUCGACGUGCUAAGAGCAUCAUGAUGAGUCGAAAUUUGGGGACCAUGCGCAAAGCGAAAGAAGAGAAAUGGAAGGCUGCACAAGCCGAGCCAAGUGACGACAUGAUUCUGAGAAUCCUAAGAAUGCGGCCAGAGGCUGGGGGAUACCUGAGAGACCGUUCUAGACAAAAAGAACGUCUCGCAGCCGCCGCAGCCGCCGAGAUGAUUGUCAGAACAAGUCUUCUCUCCGGUGGAGGCAGAAUGACGGGACCAAGUGUGAUUCGACGAUGA